GAAAAUGUAAACAAACUGUGCCGUACAAACCGCUGAUUUAGUUUUGCGCUAUAUUAUAAAAAAUAAAAAAGAAAGGAAAGAUCGUUCCUAAACGCUGCAGAAUCAAUGGAGGUUGUUGAAUCCAUAUAAAUGGUAAAAUGAAAUUCAAAGCGCUGUUCAUGCUCAAAUAGUUGGAUUCUCAAUCGAUCAAAUUCCGUAAGAGACUCGACGAAUUUCCAGGGGAAGGAAAAGAAAAAACUUACAGGACUUGGAUUCUUUGGUUUUAUGGAAAUGGAUCGCGAUUUGACUGUUCGAUUAUCUGCUCUGUGGAACGUCAUUUGUCUAAAGAAAAGCUUUAAAGAGGACAGAAUUCCUUGCCAAAUUGAAGAGGGUUUGUUCUUAGGGUCCGUUGGAGCUGCCCAUAACAAAGAUCAACUGAAGAAAUUGAAUAUCACUCACAUUUUAACCAUUGCUUGUUCAUUGCCACCUGCUGAUCCAAACGAUUUUGUAUGUAAAGUAGUAGGUGUCUUGGACACUAGAGAGGCAGAUAUUAAACAGCACUUUGACGAUUGUUUCAACUUUAUCGAUGAGGGAAGACAAUCUGGUGGAGUCUUGGUUCAUUGCUUUGCUGGAAUAUCCCGAAGUGUAACAAUUACAGUUGCUUACCUGAUGAAAAAGCUAGGCAUGAACCUAACACAAGCAUUGGAACACGUCAAGAGUAGACGACCACAAGCAGCUCCAAACAUUGGUUUCAUGGUUCAACUCAAGGACUUUGAAACAGCUCUUCAAGCUAGCAGAGUUGAUGAAAUGCAACUGUCAAAUGUUUAAGCUCUCAGAGCUGCAGAAUUACCCUCUCCAAUCAGACAACAGUUGAAAACACGGGCCGAGACUAGGCCCAUAAUCAAAUGGUAUGUCUGGUCACAAUCCCCAUAGCAAUCCACUGGUGAGCCCAAAUCCACUUUUGCCGGCCCAUUACCAGACAUAGAGGUAAUAAUCUUUUAACUUUUAGACAGAGAGCACACACACACACACACAUGACAUUCCUCCUUGCAAUUAGAAUAUUUUCAUUUUGCAAGAACUUCCUUCAAAAUAAUUCACUUCUGCUUUCAAGUCCUUAUCAUGUUUCCAAUAAUUGAUUGGAUAAGAUUGCUAACUAUUAAAAGUUCAUUUUCCAACAGCAGCCAAGAAUUCAAAACAAUUAUUAAAAUAGCCCAUACUAUAUCUAGUUUGAGUAAAUUAAUUAACUCGUCAUAAUAAAAAUGAAUUUACUUGUCAUAAUUUUAAUCUCUUUAUCAAAAGUUUGACUCUAUUCUUGGUUAGAUAGUGAAAUUAAUAUCCUAAAUUUAUAGAA
This is a messenger RNA of Cucumis melo (muskmelon), 1330 nucleotides long. RefSeq names its product dual specificity protein phosphatase 1. The transcript has 7 exons. Gene Ontology annotation, biological process: negative regulation of MAPK cascade; protein dephosphorylation. Lineage: Eukaryota; Viridiplantae; Streptophyta; Magnoliopsida; Cucurbitales; Cucurbitaceae. The record is from RefSeq and is a predicted model, not a curated record. Bases 265 to 807 code for a protein of 180 amino acids. Gene Ontology annotation, molecular function: protein tyrosine/threonine phosphatase activity; MAP kinase tyrosine/serine/threonine phosphatase activity. Gene Ontology annotation, cellular component: cytoplasm.